UCACGUGACUAACGCGGAAGACAACAAGCCAGCGAAAUGUAACAUCUAAGAGCACCUAACUUUUCUCCAGCUCUCUGUAGUCUGUCUGUCGUCUAACUUAAGUUAAUGUGUUUUAAAAAACGGAGUCUUGAAUUAAACUGCGUGGCUUUAAAAGUUGUUGGGCGUACUCUGAAGUGUUGUAGUCUACGUUAACGUCAGUAAGGUUAAUGAACGCACAGUUUCAAAAUGCGGAACGAUUCUCUUCUCUCAAGCAUAAACGUGGUGCUUGUGAUGGCCUUCGGAAGUCUGGUGUUUGUUUUGCUGUUCAUCUUUGUCAAAAGACAAAUUAUGCGUUUUGCCAUGAAGUCCCGCAGAGGACCACAUGUUCCCCUCGGCCACAACGCUCCUAAGGAGUUGAGGCAAAAAAUUGAAGCCAAACUGAGCCAAGUUCAGAAAAUCCACUUUGAGCCUCGUCUUAUGUCUCCAGAUGAUGACCGGCUGAAGCACUGCGGACAGUCGGGUUCCUACGACUAUCUGUACAGGAUGAGAGCACUGGAUGCCAUCAGAGACACUGAUCUCCCUUUCCGUGAGCUUGGUGGGACGUCCACCGCUGUGACGGGUAAAAGACUACAGACCUGGCUUCUACAGCUGAAAAAAUCACACUGCAUGUUCAGAGAAAACCUCAUCGACACAGUGCUGGACGGGUACAAUAAAGCACGUCAUGGGGCAGAGACUUUUGGUGAAGCAGAAUUUUUAGAAUACCAGGAAGCUCUAACUGAACUGGCCUCUGCUGUCAAGUCUCACAGCAGCAGCGGCAGUUCUCCAAGCCGACACCACCAGUCUGCAGCCAAAGACUUGACCAGCAGCGCGGAGCUUACACGCUCCUCCUCCCCAACACAAACCACCUACCUCACAUCCUCAGUGCAGCAGCGCAGCAAGCGACCCAGACACUUCCUGGAGCUGAAGAACUUUAAAGACAACUACAACACUCUGGACAGCUCGUUCUAAAAAAAAAAAUCCAUGAAGCCCGUCCUUAAGACAGGUCAAAGACAAGGAAGUGCUGCCAAGAAUGUAAGUGCCUACCGUAUUAACUGUCACUUUGGCCAUUUAGUUUAGAGUGAGGCAAUAUAAACACUGCCUUUAAAUACAAACACAAACUGCCUGAUAGACAAUAAAGUGCACAUCAGACCACUGGUAUAAGCCUCUUACCUAAGUGUAGCCUUUGCGUAUGAACUCUGUAUAAAUGCAUGUGUGAGUGCUUUAGAAAAAUAGUCUAUAAUAUGAAAGGUUGAUUUGACCAAACCAGAGCUAUAGAGCUAUGCAAUGAUAAGACAAUCAGUAUUUAUUACACACCUAUGCACAAUUGUUACUAUUAACCAACUGUAUUGAAAAAGAUUAUGUUUAAAAAAAAAUAAAAAAUUAUUGGUUGCCCUGCACUGUUAAUGUCACUUAUGUUUACGUCUCUUAGUGCCUCUGCUGUUCAUUCUCUACAACAUGACAGCCCGUUCUUAGCCUUAAAUGUUUGUUUUUUACAGAAGCCAUACUGUACUUGAUUAAAGGAUUUUGGUGAUUAGGUGCUUUUCUGAUUUUAUCAGUUCUCUCAGUGCAAUGUGAUUCAACAGUGCUCAUACUGUAAUUGUGCAUUAAUUUAUCUGUAUGUGAGGGGGAAGACUUUCUUUGUGACUGGUGUUGAAAUGUGUGAACUGUUCAUUUCAUUUGGAGGUAUUAUUGGGCCUUGGUGUUUUAAUUGUAUGUGCCAUUAAUUGUAAGUAGCUUUUAAAAUAAAUGAAUCCAGUCCAAA
Labrus mixtus (cuckoo wrasse) is the source of this 1780-nucleotide messenger RNA. It is a transcript of the gene ltap1, whose product is annotated as chromosome 11 C1orf43 homolog. NCBI's taxonomy places the organism in Eukaryota, Metazoa, Chordata, Actinopteri, Labriformes, Labridae. Bases 226 to 987 code for a protein of 253 amino acids. The transcript is spliced from 7 exons. The record is from RefSeq and is a predicted model, not a curated record. Gene Ontology annotation, biological process: phagocytosis.